AUGAACCCAGUGUCGAGGAAUGCGCUCUUUGAUCAGACUGGCCUUGACUUCUUUGCGAAGAACACCGGGGAUCUUGAGCUGGCAAAUGUCGUUUUUCAACUGAAACCCUUGGCCAGGGUCCCGUUCGCCAGACAUGAGCUGGAGGCAACAGUCGAGAAGAUCGACGUGCUUGGACUUUUCCUCGACAUAGAACUUAUUCUUGCCGCCUGGGUUACUGACUAG
Colletotrichum spaethianum is the source of this 222-nucleotide messenger RNA. RefSeq lists its product as uncharacterized. The transcript is spliced from 2 exons. Bases 1 to 222 code for a protein of 73 amino acids. The record is from RefSeq and is a predicted model, not a curated record. Lineage: Eukaryota; Fungi; Ascomycota; Sordariomycetes; Glomerellales; Glomerellaceae.